AUGUCCCAUCAUCCGAGUACUCAUCGCUCUACUCUUUUCUCCCUCCUCCGGAUCACCGAUGAAGCCAAAAAGGUCGUCAAUCAUUCUUUGAAUCAACAUCUCACUUCCAGACUCAGAGAUGGCACUCUCGUUCUCGAUGUUGGCCGCCACAAAUCGAUUUCCGGUGGCACGAUUGCAACACUGGGUCGCGGAGAAGAUGUGGACAUUUUCAUGGAGGGACACAAUAUUUCGAAAUAUCAUUGCUCUUUCGAGAUUGAGAGCAAAACCAUGGCGAUCAUGUUAUAUGACAGGUCAAGUACUCAAUCAACGUAUCCUUUGGGCCAGACUUCGUUCCCGUUCCAACAUGGCCGUCUCCGCCAAGUAGUCAUUAUUCAUGAUAAAUUCAACACAAAGAUCGGAAUUGGAGGGGAGAAUCCAGGCAUUAUUCAAUUCAAGAUAGUCUGGCCGGAUAAUCCAGAAAAUACGCUGCGGAAGAUCAAGCUCUUGCAUGAUAGCAUCAAUCGGUAUGAUGAUCACCCUCGGCGAACAUGA
Molecule: messenger RNA, 531 nt
Organism: Penicillium malachiteum
Lineage: Eukaryota; Fungi; Ascomycota; Eurotiomycetes; Eurotiales; Aspergillaceae
Exons: 1
Coding region: 1-531 (176 amino acids)
Molecular function (GO): protein binding
Source: RefSeq, a predicted model, not a curated record